GAAAGCGUUAGCAGCGGAGGCGGGGACGCCGGGGGCGGUUUUCCCUCCCGCCGCUAACGGAACCGCCUAGAGCCGGGCGACAAGGAGAGCGCGCCCUGGCCUGGGAGGCGGGGUUUAAGAACGCGCCGCGCACCCAGCGGCCAGGGUUAGCGACUAGGCGGCGGUGGGUGGAGCCGGCGGGAAGGGGCGGUGCUAACGGCUUGGCGCGCUGGAGCGGGAGCCAGUGCCUUGCGCUCCCGAUGGCCAGACCCAGCCUGGUCCCGGUGCUUUCGGAGGUUCGCGGAGUGUCCCCGAGGUUCUCUUCCUAGGUCACUUUGCUAGCGGGAGCCCCUGUUGCCCUUGGACCUAUGAAGGAGACUCUUAACCCUUCCCUUCCUCGCGAUGUGGGCAGUGAUCCUGUACGCUUAAAACUCGAGUCUUUCAAAUGGGUUUUCACACACGACUGUGGGCUCCAUCUAGAAUCUGGAUGAUUCUUAAUCUUCUUGAUGCUGAAACGCUUUUAAUAGAGUUCCUCAUGUAUGAUGACCCCACCAACCAUAAAAUUAUCUUUGUUGUUACUUCAUGGCUGUAAUUUUGCUAGUGUCAUGAAUCGGAAUGCAAAUAUGUUUUCCCAUGAUCUUAUUCAACCUGUGGUUUGACCUCUUAAGGGUUGCAACCCACAAGUUGAGAAACACUGGUCUAGAUAGCACUUUUGACUGAAAUUCCAAGCUGAUCUCAUUAUUCUAUAAGAAAUGCUGAUUGAGACAGGAGAGGCUUGGACGCCAGUCUGAAGAGAACAAUCCUAGGGUUUGCAGAAAAGAGCUUGAUCCACGAGUUCGGAAGUCCUGAUUCCUGCCUGUCAGCUCUUCUACUUCAGUCCUGAGCACAGUCAACAUGCCUAGGGGUCAAAAGAGUAAGAGCCGCUCCCGUGCUAAACGACAGCAGUCACGCAGGGAGGUUCAAGUAGUUCAGCCCACUGCAGAGGAAGCAGGGUCUUCUCCUGUUGACCUGAGUGCUGGGUCCAGCUUCCCUGGUGGUUCUGCUCCUCAGGGUGUGAAAAACCCUGGAUCUUUUGGUGCAGGUGUAUCCUGCACAGGCUCUGGUAUAGGUGGUAGAAAUGCUACUGUCCUGCCUGAUACAAAAAGUUCAGAUGGCACCCAGGCAGGGACUUCCAUUCAGCACACACUGAAAGAUCCUAUCAUGAGGAAGGCUAGUGUGCUGAUAGAAUUCCUGCUAGAUAAAUUUAAGAUGAAAGAAGCAGUUACAAGAAGUGAAAUGCUGGCAGUAGUUAACAAGAAGUAUAAGGAGCAAUUCCCUGAGAUCCUCAGGAGAACUUCUGCACGCCUAGAAUUGGUCUUUGGUCUUGAGUUGAAGGAAAUUGAUCCCAGCACUCAUUCCUAUUUGCUGGUGGGCAAACUGGGUCUUUCCACUGAGGGAAGUUUGAGUAGUAACUGGGGGUUGCCUAGGACAGGUCUCCUAAUGUCUGUCCUAGGUGUGAUCUUCAUGAAGGGUAACCGUGCCACUGAGCAAGAGGUCUGGCAAUUUCUGCAUGGAGUGGGGGUAUAUGCUGGGAAGAAGCACUUGAUCUUUGGCGAGCCUGAGGAGUUUAUAAGAGAUGUAGUGCAGGAAAAUUACCUGGAGUACCGCCAGGUACCUGGCAGUGAUCCCCCAAGCUAUGAGUUCCUGUGGGGACCCAGAGCCCAUGCUGAAACAACCAAGAUGAAAGUCCUGAAAGUUUUAGCUAAAGUCAAUGGCACAGUCCCUAGUGCCUUCCCUAAUCUCUACCAGUUGGCUCUUAGAGAUCAGGCAGGAGGGGUGCCAAGAAGUAGAGUUCAAGGCAAGGGUGUUCAUUCCAAGGCCCCAUCCCAAAAGUCCUCUAAUGUGUAGUUGAGUCUGUUCUGUUGUGUUUGAAAAACAGUCAGGGUCCUAAUCAGUAGAGAGUUCAUAGCCUACCAGAACCAGCAUGCAUCCAUUCUUGGCCUGUUAUACAUUAGUAGAAUGGAGGCUAUUUUUGUUACUUUUCUAAUGUUUGUUUAACUAAACAGUGCUUUGUGCCAUGCUUUUUGUUAACUGCAUACAGAAGUAACUGUCACUUGUCAGGUUAGGACUUGUUUUGUUAUUUGCAACAAACUGGAAAACAUUAGUUUUUACUAAAACAUUGUGUAACAUUGCAUUGGAGAAGGGAUUGUCAUGGCAAUGUGAUAUCAUACAGUGGUGAAACAACAGUGAAGUGGGAAAGUUUAUAUUGUUAGUUUUGAAAAUUUUAUGAGUGUGAUUGCUGUAUACUUUUUUCUUUUUUGUAUAAUGCUAAGUGAAAUAAAGUUGGAUUUGAUGACUUUACUC
Mus musculus (house mouse) is the source of this 2322-nucleotide messenger RNA. It is a transcript of the gene Mageb3, whose product is annotated as MAGE family member B3. NCBI's taxonomy places the organism in Eukaryota, Metazoa, Chordata, Mammalia, Rodentia, Muridae. The transcript has a single exon. Gene Ontology annotation, cellular component: cytoplasm. The record is from RefSeq and is marked provisional. Bases 874 to 1866 code for a protein of 330 amino acids.